GGGCCACGUCGCGCUUUCCUCGCCAUUUUCCCGUCUUGUGGAGCCAGAAUCAGCCCGAGCUGGUGUCACCGUGUCGUCCAGCGCUGUCAGCUCUGAAAACCAAACAGCCGCCGGUAACGAGCUGAGCUCUGAGAAGGGUCUAACGUCGGGUUCGCUUCAGCUGGAGCGCCAACAAACAUGAACGUCUUCAGGCUCACCGGUGAUCUCUCCCACCUCGCAGCCAUCAUCAUCCUGCUGCUAAAGAUAUGGAAAACCAGGUCUUGUGCCGGUAUAUCUGGAAAGAGUCAGGUCCUGUUUGCCUUGGUGUUCACCACUCGUUACCUGGACCUGCUCACAUCCUUCAUCUCCCUCUACAACACCACGAUGAAGGUCAUCUACAUUGGAUGUGCGUACGCCACCGUGUACCUGAUCUACGCCAAGUUCAAGGCGACGUACGACGGGAACCACGACACAUUCAGAGUGGAGUUCCUGGUGGUCCCGGUUGGUGGUCUGGCUUUUUUGGUUAACCACGACUUCUCUCCCCUGGAGAUCCUUUGGACCUUCUCCAUCUACUUGGAGUCGGUGGCCAUCCUGCCCCAGCUCUUCAUGAUCAGCAAGACUGGCGAGGCCGAGACCAUCACCACCCACUACCUGUUCUUCUUGGGACUCUACAGAGCCCUCUACCUCAUCAACUGGAUAUGGAGGUUCUACUUCGAGGGAUUCUUUGACAUGAUCGCCAUCGUUGCUGGAGUGGUGCAGACCAUCCUCUAUUGCGAUUUCUUCUAUUUGUAUGUAACAAAAGUACUGAAAGGAAAGAAGCUGAGUCUGCCAGCCUAAAGUGCCAAAGAGGAGUGUUUUGGCAGACUCAAAGUGGGGGGACUUGGAGGGGAGGUGGAGUGCUAGUGGACACCUCUGACACCCCACCCCACUCUCCCACCACCACCCCCACCACCACUUCCUCCUCUUCCCCUCCCGCCAGAGUAAGAUGCCUGAGACAGAGAGCGAGUGGGAGCUGCUGACUGCACCCUCUUCUGACCCAAAGUCAGUGGAGUCGGAACACCUGCAGAGGCUGCUCCUUUGGAUUUCUGUUUGACGCAUCUUGCCUUAACUGUUUUUUAUUUCUCUGUAUAAAGGAAGAAAAAAAGAAAAACAAGAAAAGUUUUCUACAUAAAAAAUACAAUCUAUGAAGAUUUGACACAUUGGUGAAUAAGAGCUGAAGAUACAAAAUUGCCUAUGAUUUGGCAUUGUAUGAUACUGAGGCGGACUUCUUGUGGUGGGAUAUUACUGACUUCAGCGUUUGUAAUAGUAUUUGCAAUGGAAAUAAAUGUGCUUUUGUUUUUCCUGAAUCAAUUUGGGGAGGACUUUUUUGAAUCCUCAUAACUUUGGUGGGCAAGUCAUUCACUUCCUAAUCUGUAUGCAUUCCCAUGUAUGAUUAUUUCUUUUAAUUUCCCUUGAUGCCCUGUGGAAUAUACAUCUUACGAUGGAUGGCGUAAUUUACCACUUUAUAAGACUUUUGAGUUUUAAAUUUAACCAGUAUGCGUUGCCUCUGUGGUAUUUACCAUAUUGAGCGAAGCACCCCGUAGGAAGAAACACAAACUGAAAGCAAAGGGUUGAAUAGGACAGCAAUGAACUGUCACCACUGUAGAUGGCAUUCUUCAUUUGUAUAGUCACUUCAUUACCCAAUUAUCACCUGUAAUUAAAGUUCAUUCCCCAUCCUAUUUAAUUUAAAUGUUUCAUUUAAAUAUUUGAAAUGCGUAAAUUCACUGGUAAUGUGCUGAGAGUGAAGUAUCACUACAGAGAUUUGAUUUUCUUUUUCCUUUUAGGUGCAGAUGUAUUUAUUUUUUAUCUUCCUUAUUUCCAUUAAACAGAGUCCAUAGAAUUGUCCACGUGCUGUGCAUAAUUUGAACCCUUGGAAAUUACUCGUGGGGGCUGGGGGGGUAGAUGAGAGGCACGAUCUUUACAGAAGACCAAACAAAUCUUUCUCAAGACACUUGUGCCUCCAUUAACAUUUUUAUGCACAACGUUCCAAGUUUCCUUUUGGAUACCUCACCAGAGCUUUUGCAUGAUGUUGCCACCAGAAAUAAAGACUUACUGGGAAA
Pleuronectes platessa (European plaice) is the source of this 2078-nucleotide messenger RNA. It is a transcript of the gene kdelr2b, whose product is annotated as KDEL endoplasmic reticulum protein retention receptor 2b. The record is from RefSeq and is a predicted model, not a curated record. Gene Ontology annotation, biological process: protein retention in ER lumen; endoplasmic reticulum to Golgi vesicle-mediated transport. The coding region runs from base 178 to 816 and encodes 212 amino acids. Gene Ontology annotation, molecular function: ER lumen protein retrieval receptor activity. The transcript has 5 exons. NCBI's taxonomy places the organism in Eukaryota, Metazoa, Chordata, Actinopteri, Pleuronectiformes, Pleuronectidae. Gene Ontology annotation, cellular component: cis-Golgi network; endoplasmic reticulum; membrane.